AUGGCGAACCGUCGACGUAGAGUACCUGACGUCAACGUGGCUCCCACGGAGCGUGACCUUCGUGAUGUCGAGAUGGAUGAGCUGAAGAGGCAAGUGCAACAACUCCAACAGCGACUUGAGCAUCUCCAAGCUAGAAACCGUGACGAGACACGUCAUGGUUUGGAUGUUGGCGAGGUUAACCCUUUCCAUGACAAAGAUUCCGAUUUGUCCACUGAAAGAGCUUUUCCUCGACUUGGCUGGAGGAAUCGUUUUGAGGAUUAUGGCGUCAAAGUCGACAUUCCCGACUUUGAAGGUCAAAUGCACCCAGAAGAUUUCAUUGAUUGGUUGGCUAUCGUUGAACGAGUCUUCGACUUCAAGAACAUUUCCGAAGAAAAGAAGGUGAAGUUAGUCGCCAUCAAAUUGGAAAAACAUGCUUCAGUUUGGUGGGAGAACUUGAAGAGGCGUCGAGAACGUGAAGGAAAACGGAGGAUUGUGACGUGGGAAAAGAUGAAACGGGAGCUCAAGAAGAAGUUUCUUCCCGCAAGCUACAAGCAAGAUAUUUUCUCUCGGCUCUACAACUUCAAGCAAGAGGAGUUGACCGUAGAGAAAUACACCGCGGAGUUUGAGCAUCUCAUGAUGAAGUGCGAUAUCGUAGAGCCCGAGGAACAAACCAUUGCUCGGUACCUUGGCGGUCUUCGAUCCGAGAUUCGUAACGUGGUCCAAUUGCAACCUUAUUGGACUUUCGAGGAUGUUUGCAAGCUGGCCAUUCGUGUGGAGAAGCAAUCUAAGGAGAAGAGUACUCAUAAGAUCUUGGGAAGAGACGGGGUCUCUAACCGGGGGAGUGCUCCGACUUCGAAGUCAUCAUCGACUAGUAAGGCUUCUUCUUCCAAGGCUACACCCGCACAAGGUGGCACUUCUCGCAACACUUCAAGCACGAUUUCAAAACAAUGCUUUAAGUGUCGAGGAUUUGGUCACAUCGCUUCCGAGUACCCGAAUCGGAAGAUUAUUUCCUUAGUGGAGGAAGCUAAUGAUGAGCCGGUGUACGACACUUACGACGACGAGGAGAAUGAGGUUGAGCAAGAAAAGGUCACUUAUGGUGAUCAAGGGAAGACUCUCGUCGUUCAACGCAUCUUGAAGUCCGCACAUGUUGAGGACGAUAAGUGGUUGCCACAUAACAUCUUCCACACCCGAUGCACUUCCCAUGGUAAAGUGUGCACGGUCAUUAUCGAUAGUGGGAGUUGUGAGAAUGUCAUUUCCACUACCAUGGUGGAAAAGUUGCACCUCAAGGUGGAGCCUCAUCCGGAUCCAUACAAGCUCUCUUGGCUCAAGAAAGGUAACGACGUUCACGUCAAUAAACGUUGCUUGGUACAAUUCUCUAUUGGCACGCAUUAUAAGGAUGAGAUUAUGUGCGAUGUGGCUCCCAUGGAUGCGUGUCAUUUACUUCUUGGACGGCCGUGGUUAUAUGAUCGAAGGGUGAUUUAUGAUGGCUUUAAGAACACCUACUCCUUUGUCAAGGAAGGUGUCAAGAUUAUUCUAGCACCUUGUAGAAUGGAUAACAAGUCUAACGCCGUCAUGGGAGAAGGGAGCUUUUAUCUCUCCAAAUCCCAAUUUCUCCAAGUCAUGGAUCGUUUUUCGAAGGCUUAUGCACUCGUGCUCUUGGAGGAGAAUGAAGAACGAGGGGAUAUUCCACCCGUAGUGAAGUCUUUGCUUGAAGAAUUUCGGGAUGUGGUGCCCGAUGAGAUUCCGUCGGGACUUCCUCCCAUGCGGGAUAUGCAGCAUCAUAUUGGUUUGGUGCCCGAGGUUGCUAUACCAAGUAAGGCAGCGUAUCGAAUGAGUCCAAAGGAACAUGAGGAGCUUCAAUGUCAAGUCGACGAACUUUUGCAUAAGGGGUUGAUUCGGGAAAGUUUGAGCCCUUGUGCGGUUCCCGCUCUUCUCGUGCCAAAGAAGGAUGGAUCUUGGAGGAUGUGCAUUGAUAGUCGGGCUGUGAAUAAGAUCACCAUCAAGUAUCGCUUUCCAAUACCGCGACUUGAUGAUUUGCUUGAUCAACUUCAUGGAGCUUCGGUCUUUUCCAAAAUCGACCUUAGGAGCGAAUAUCAUCAAAUUCGAAUGCAUCCCGGAGACGAGUGGAAAACGGCAUUCAAGACGAGAUAUGGUCUCUACGAGUAG
This is a messenger RNA of Punica granatum (pomegranate), 2145 nucleotides long. Lineage: Eukaryota; Viridiplantae; Streptophyta; Magnoliopsida; Myrtales; Lythraceae. The record is from RefSeq and is a predicted model, not a curated record.